CUUCUGAGAAGUCGGUCCUUGCUACAACAAUAUUUACAUACCGUUCCCAUCGUAAUAUUACUUAUCAGUCGGUAGUCGCUGCAGUUAUCAGCCUACCUACAAUUUGUGCAGGGAGUGGUUUACUCGAUGUGUCGAGAUAACGGGGCGAUAGCUUUAAUAGCUAUUAGAUUUAAAUUAGUAUUCACCCGGUUACGCUAUUAAUAUGACAGUUUGACGUUCAGCACGAGAUUUUAUUUGUAUUUUAUUUAUAUUAUUGUGUUUUUGGUGUUGUGUUGUGAUUUUUAGAGCAAAAUGACAGACUCCAAGCCUUUGCUGCAGUUCAAAGAGGGCAAAGUAUCGUACGGCACAGACAGUCCGGCGCGAGGUCGGCGGGUAAUAUUCUGCGUGCACGGCAACCCUUCCACAGGAUGCUGUGCGGUCAUAGAAACCAGCGCAGACGGCGACGAUGGCGAACAACGCAACGGAAGCAUUACAGAAGUUGAAAGGCAUUGUCACAGAUCGAGGAAUGAAGAAAUAGACAAAAGAGCACGAAGAAAAUUGAUAAUAGCCAGCAUACUAUGUGUUAUAUUUAUGAUAGGUGAAAUUGUAGGUGGUUACUUAUCAAACAGUUUAGCGAUAGCCACAGAUGCUGCCCACCUUCUAACAGAUUUCGCUAGCUUUAUGAUAUCGCUGUUCUCGCUUUGGGUGUCCAGCAGGCCAGCUACGAGACGAAUGCCGUUCGGGUGGUACCGUGCAGAGGUGAUAGGUGCGCUUACAUCAGUAUUAUUGAUCUGGGUGGUGACGGGAGUGCUGGUCUACAUGGCGAUACAGCGCGUCAUAUACAAGGAGUUUGAGAUCAACGCCACCGUCAUGCUCAUCACCUCCGCUGUAGGAGUUGCCGUUAACCUCAUUAUGGGUCUGACCCUACACCAGCACGGUCACAGCCACGGUGGAGGCGGGCACGGACACUCACACGGAGGAAACAACCCUGUGCUCAAUAAUAAGGAACGAGCUGACUCGGACGCGGAGAGCGCGGCGUCUGGGCACACACACGCGCACGCGCAGGAGAACAUCAACGUACGCGCCGCAUUCAUACACGUGCUCGGGGACUUCCUGCAGAGCGCCGGCGUACUCAUCGCGGCCAUCGUCAUCUACUUCCAGCCAAGCUGGAGUCUAGUGGACCCAAUCUGCACGUUCCUGUUCUCCGUGCUAGUACUCAUCACUACCUUCAACAUCAUCAAGGACACACUCCUUGUUCUCAUGGAGGGAUCACCUAGAGGGGUCGACUUCCAGGAGGUGGCCAACACGUUCCUGUCCCUGCCGGGCGUGGUCCGCGUGCACAACCUGCGCAUGUGGGCACUCUCACUCGACAAGACCGCGCUCUCCGCGCAUCUCGCCAUACGUACCGGAGUGAGUCCACAGAAGGUAUUAGAAGAAGCGACCAGGUUGGUGCACGACAAGUACAACUUCUUCGAGAUGACGCUGCAGAUCGAGGAGUUCAGCGACGGCAUGGAGGACUGCAGCCAGUGCAAGAUGCCGCAGGCUUGAGACAUAUUACUUACUCUACGUACGCACAUAUAAAUACCCUAAAUUACAAUUUUAUCACAAAGCUAUAAGGUUUAAUAUGUUAAAAAGUUCACAGGGUUUUCGACCUUAUUGCUAAGUGUUAAAAUGGCCUGAAAAAGAAGUAUUUGUAGUACUAGAUUACUGUGCUUUCUGAAUGUUUAUGAGUAGCUAGCCGUGGUUUGGCUUACUACACCAAAGAUAUUUUUGAACAGUUUCAUAAGUCAAUUAUACACGACAAAAGGCCCUGAGCGACACCUGUAUACAUUUAUUUUGUUAUGUGAACUCCCUGUACAAGUAAUAUAAUAAUUACACUAAACAAUUAGCCGAACUACGGCUGGGCGUCUUCAGUCAGGU
Molecule: messenger RNA, 1899 nt
Organism: Spodoptera exigua (beet armyworm)
Lineage: Eukaryota; Metazoa; Arthropoda; Insecta; Lepidoptera; Noctuidae
Source: the annotation of a GenBank genome assembly